AUUAAUCAAAACUUAGACCGUCAUUCACCUAAUCAAUAGGUUUUUUUUUUGUUUUUUUCACUCUAGUUUUCGGAUUCUAUAUUUAAUAGCUCUAACUUCACAAAAGCAAAAUUACUCUAGUUUAUUUUGAAUGAAAGUGAAGUGCUUUGAUGAUUUAUCUUUAGUUUAAGAUCUCAAUGACUAUGAAAUUUCUAGUUGAUUUUGUUUAAGAAGUUUAUUGUUUAUUGUUUUUUUUAUUGCUAUUGUAGUUGUUGUCAUUGUAUUUGUCUCUCCGAGUCUACGUACCUAAGACGUUAGGCCGUUCUUUACUGCAACUUAGUUUCUAUAUUUCUUUUUAAAAGUAAACAGUGGUCACUAUCCAGUUCAACGACGACUAUUUAUCACUCAAUGCGAGGUCUUCAGUAUUGGCCAUUUUAUCUUCAAAGUAACGUAUGUUCUUUUUCUUAUAACUUGGUAGGUUUUGAGAUGGAUUGGUGGAAGAAGAAGAAGUCUCGAGCCGUUACUAAGAAGCAGAGGUUGGUUCUAGGACGCGUUAGAGGAGAGAUAUUAUCAGAAGAGUUGAUCGAAUGUUGCGAUGGAAAAUCUAAUCCCAUCAAAUUAUUCUCUGCUGCUGACAUCACCAAAGCCACCAACAGUUUCUGUAUCUGUAGUCGUGUUUCUCAACUAUUUGGUUUCGAGAGAUGGUAUUCAGGUACGCUCCAUAACCAUCGCACCAUUCUCGCCAAGAAGUUAUGGCGCGCACAGUCCGUUUUCCCUAAAGAUUUUUACCCGGAGGCCCGCGAUAUAACGAUAUCAUCGAUGGUCAGUGGUCACAAGAAUUUCAUGAAACUUGCGGGAUGUUGUCUAGAGAUUGAAACUCCAUUCAUGGUUUAUUAUGGUUCAGAGAAACAAUACUCAACCAUAGACCUAAAGAUGGUAGUGUCGUGGGAGAAGAGGAUUAAAAUAGCAGAGGAUGUCGCAACUGCUUUAGCUUAUCUUCACACUGCGUUCCCAAGGCCCUUCGUCUAUAGUAAUAUGGAUCUUCGGAAUAUUGUACUGGACGAAAAUGGUGUUGCGAAGCUAAGCGACUUCUCUUAUUGCGUUUCUAUUCCAAAAGGACAAACAUUUGUCAAGCUUGAUUACGUAAGGGGAGCGUAUGAUUACAUCGAUGAUGAUUACAAGAUCAGUCACGUGGUGUCCGAGAAAACUGAUGCGUUCGGCUUUGGGAUUCUCAUGCAAAAGCUUCUUACAGGAGAGGAAAGAUUUCGUGAGAUCUGUGGCCGGAAGGAUCGGAAAACUUUAGUGAAAAGAAAGUUUUCAAGAUUGUUGUCCAAGCCCAUGGGGGAAGGACGAGUUGAUGAGAUCGUGGAUCCAAGGAUGUUAGAGAAAAUGGGCGAAGUUGAUGAAGAAGAGCGUUUCCAAAUGGAAGCUUUCCUUGUCCUCUCAGAAAGAUGCAUUGGUCUUAGAGGGGAAGUUCCUAAAAUGGUGGAAGUGGCCAAGCAACUAAAGAGGUUCUGUCAAAACUUCUUCUUCCGCUGAAACCCAAAUAAGAUUAGCCAAAGUCAGAGGUUAAACGCCAAAGUCAUUUCUAAUAUGUAUUCCCACCAGCUAUUAGAAGUUGAUUUUCAUUGAGUUAUUGUUCCCUAGUUCGUUUCCUUUUUACAUUAAAAAUCCAAGAAUGUGGUGAAACAAAAACAACUCUUCAUGCAGAAAAGUGUCUUUCGUUAUGCAAAAAAAGCAACUGGUUGGGUUGGAGCAUUUGUUACUCCAUAUUCAUUUGUUACUCCAUA
Molecule: messenger RNA, 1769 nt
Organism: Raphanus sativus (radish)
Lineage: Eukaryota; Viridiplantae; Streptophyta; Magnoliopsida; Brassicales; Brassicaceae
Product: non-functional pseudokinase ZRK15
Exons: 1
Coding region: 388-1518 (376 amino acids)
Biological process (GO): cell surface receptor signaling pathway; protein phosphorylation
Cellular component (GO): plasma membrane
Molecular function (GO): protein serine/threonine kinase activity; ATP binding
Source: RefSeq, a predicted model, not a curated record